Messenger RNA from Hydra vulgaris (swiftwater hydra), 1298 nucleotides. RefSeq names its product mitogen-activated protein kinase 1. The record is from RefSeq and is a predicted model, not a curated record. Gene Ontology annotation, molecular function: MAP kinase activity; ATP binding. Gene Ontology annotation, biological process: intracellular signal transduction; protein phosphorylation. Lineage: Eukaryota; Metazoa; Cnidaria; Hydrozoa; Anthoathecata; Hydridae. Gene Ontology annotation, cellular component: nucleus; cytoplasm.
AACAGAUAGUAAACCAAAAGUUUUUGUGAUCAACCGACGUCGGUGCCGUUCCUUCGGAAACUAGGACACGAGAGAUAAUUUUAAAAUCAGCUAGGUAAAUUUCCUGCAAUUUCCGGGAACAUGGCAAGUGCAGAAAUUGUACGUGGCCAAGUUUUUGAUGUCGGUCCACGUUAUAAGGAUUUAAGUUACAUUGGAGAAGGAGCUUAUGGAAUGGUUUGCUGUGCUACAGAUAUAUACACUGGUAAUAAAGUUGCAAUAAAGAAGAUUAGCCCUUUUGAACAUCAGACUUAUUGUCAGCGAACUCUUAGAGAGAUAAAGAUUUUAUCACGGUUUAAUCAUGAAAAUAUCAUAAACAUACAAGAUAUAAAACGCUCACCUACAAUUGAUGAUAUGAAAGAUGUAUAUAUUGUACAGACCUUAAUGGAAACUGAUUUAUACAAACUUUUAAAGACACAAAAACUAAGCAAUGAUCACAUAUGUUACUUUUUAUAUCAAAUAUUAAGAGGUUUGAAAUAUAUACAUUCAGCAAAUGUUUUGCAUCGAGAUUUAAAACCAAGCAACUUACUGCUUAAUACCACAUGUGAUCUUAAGAUUUGUGAUUUUGGAUUAGCUCGUGUUGCAGAUCCUGAACAUGACCACACUGGCAUGCUUACUGAAUAUGUUGCAACAAGAUGGUAUAGAGCACCUGAAAUUAUGUUAAAUUCCAAAGGUUAUACAAAAUCCAUAGACAUAUGGAGUGUUGGGUGCAUUCUUGCUGAGAUGUUAUCCAAUAGGCCACUAUUUCCUGGAAAACAUUAUUUGGAUCAAUUGAACCUUAUUUUAAAUGUUCUUGGCUCUCCUGAUAAAGAAUCAUUGGAAUUUAUAAGAAAUUUAAAGGCUAAAAGUUAUUUGCAAGGUUUACCAAUUAAAGAGAGAACACCGUGGAAGACUUUGUUUCCUGAAGCAGACCCUAAAGCUUUGGAUUUACUUGAUAAGCUCUUAGCUUUUAAUCCAAAUAAACGUGUGACUGUGGAGGAAGCACUGGCACAUGAAUACUUAGAACAGUAUUAUGAUCCAAAUGAUGAGCCUGUAGCAGAAGAGCCAUUUACUUUUGACACUGAGUUGGAUGAUCUACCUAAGGAGAAAUUAAAAGAAAUGAUAUUUGAAUCAACUCACAUGUAUGGUUCUGCUGCUCAUCCGUUCUAGUGAAGAAUAUUUAAAACAAAUUUGGUCAAAAGAAUAUACAACGAAAAUAUUGGAGAGCUUUCCUAUCAUUGAAUACAUUCGGUCGCACUUUCAAGAUGUUUUAUUCGACAUUU